AGUGAGUCGAGAUCUUGCAUCUUCGGAACGUUUGGAUCGUUAUUCGAUAAUUUUCUUUCCUAUAUUGAUUUUCAUUAUGUGAUAGUGUGUUCGGAAAAAGAUAUUAAAUAUUUUAAUUUCAUUAAUUUUUUAAUUAAUAUUGCCUUUGGAAUUUCUACGAAAAAUUUCAAACAUAUGAUUUCGUUUGAAUCUUAAAAAAGAAAAGAUUACCAUCAGUGUUAUUUUAAUGUUGAUAAAAAAAGUUCACGAAACCAAUUACAGAUGGCCCUCAAACAACGCGAAGUUAAAGAUAUUAAUUUUCGGCAUAAGUUGAGAAUCAAUGUAAAAUUGUAUAUUCAUUGUAUAAUUUUCUUAUAAUAAAAUAAGUAUAAAAAAAUGAAUUAGAAAAUUAGUUUAAGCAAAUAGAUUGAUUAAACAAAGUGUGAGAAAAAGAAAAUGUAUUAUCGUGCAUAUAUGUGUUAAAUAUAAUUUAUAAUUUAUAAACAUUGUGAAAUUUGUUAGGAAAAAAUCUGUCUAUUUGAUGAAAAAAUGUCGAACAUGACAAGCGUAUUAGUGAAAUUGUGUAUCCUGAUGCUUCUUUAUGAAUAUGCAACAUGUUUUGUUAUCCCGGAAGAGUUGCCAACGAUACUUUCGUUGAUAUAUUCCAACAUUCCACCAAUCAAGAAAGGUACCGAUUCGAGAAUAGGCAUUGGUUUCCGGCUUGGCGAGCAUGCAGAUUUUCAAAUGUUAUUUGAAUUAGGACCACAAACGGAAACUGAACCCAUUGGUAAUACAGAUACUAAAAGACGUCGAGAUGCGAUGCUCAGCGCAGCAGUGAAAGGAGAUCUAGGUCCAUUAGCUCAAGCGGUGGCUAAAUAUCAAUUAGAACGUAAAUUGCGGAAAGAAUUGGAAAAAUUAGAUAUGAUGGAGAAGAAAUUAAAAGUGGUUACGUCGGAAAAUGAUAAUAAGAAAACUGCAGGCAAUGAAUGGUUAACUAAGUGGAGCAAAGAAAUGACAAAAUCAACCGAGGAUCAAGCAUCUAUGGAACAUAUUUCAAGCGAAAAGAACAAAUCAUUUGUAGAAACUCAAAGAAUAGGACGUCCUCCAGAAUUGAAUAGCAAUAAAAGUACUAUUUCUGAUUUAAAGAAAUUAUAUAAAUCCCAAAGUGCCAUAGAAGAAAAAGAAAACUGAAGAAUUUAUUUAUAAUAUGUUAGGAAAUAUAUUUUUUUAGAUAUUUGUAUUUAAUAAAAAUUAUGAAUAAGUAUACGUAUACGUAUAAUGAAAGUAAAUAAUGAAAAGCAUAAAUUAAUUAUCAUUACUUUUAUAAAGGAAACAGUUGCCAAUUAACAUGUUAAUUCAUAAAAAUUUUCUUCUCACACAUAAGAAAGGAAUACAAGUAUUGGAUUUUUGUUUUAUGCAAAAAUAUAUGAAUAUAAUGAAUAAUAAUUAUAAUAAUUUAUAAUUCAUUUUAUAAUUAUUUCUUUGAGAAAGUAUAUUACUAUAAUUAUUUUUAAUAAUCAAAAUAUUACUAUUAUAAUUUUCAAUUAAAAAUUUUAAUAAUGAAACAUUUGACUUCUAAUAAGAGACAAAAUCAAUUUUAUUCAAUAAUAAAAUUGUGUUCAUUCUUAUUUAUUUAAUAUGCUUUACAUAUACAUAUAUCUUGUAAGAACAUAAUAAUAGAAAAUAGUACUAUUAAUGAUGAGAUUAAUAUUCUUUUAAAAUCUUUAAACACAUUCUAUUUUUUUCUUUUAAAAAAAUUUUAAAAUAAUAAAAUUAAUUAUGCAUUAUGCUAUUUGUCCUAAAUUUUAAUUUUUUUUUAAAAAUAAAAUAGUAAAAAAAUAUGAAAAAGAAUCAACAUUUUGAUAUUUCGAUUUUACUAUGAAAAUAGAUUUUGUAGCUUUGCGAACAUGAAAUUUAUGCAUAUAGAAAAAAUGAUUCUAAAUAUUUCUUAUAUCGAGGAAGUAUCAAGUAAUUAUUUAACAGCAGCAUAAAUAAUAAUAAAAAAUAAAUAUAAUAAAAAGAAUGAAUUAUAAAGAAUACUAAAUAAAUAAUUUUGAAAAUUUAUUGCAUAAUUGCUAUACAUUUUUAUAUGAUGAUUAAUAUUUUGAAUAUAAAAAUAUAUUAUUAAUAUUAAUUUAACAAAAUAUUUUGAUAAUGAAAUGAAAUUACUUUUAAAAAAUUUGUUAAAACUAUUAUAAAUAAUGUUAUAUGCUAAGUAAUAGAACAUUGAGAAUUCUAUUGCUAAAAUAUCAUUUGAACUUCAUUGUAUAAUUAAAUUAAAAAAUAAUAUAAAAUAUUAA
Apis cerana (Asiatic honeybee) is the source of this 2279-nucleotide messenger RNA. RefSeq names its product snustorr snarlik (gene snsl). The record is from RefSeq and is a predicted model, not a curated record. Lineage: Eukaryota; Metazoa; Arthropoda; Insecta; Hymenoptera; Apidae.